This is a messenger RNA of Phyllostomus hastatus (greater spear-nosed bat), 945 nucleotides long. RefSeq names its product cystatin B (gene CSTB). Lineage: Eukaryota; Metazoa; Chordata; Mammalia; Chiroptera; Phyllostomidae. The transcript has 3 exons. Bases 95 to 406 code for a protein of 103 amino acids. The record is from RefSeq and is a predicted model, not a curated record. Gene Ontology annotation, molecular function: cysteine-type endopeptidase inhibitor activity. Gene Ontology annotation, cellular component: cytosol.
UGGCGGAUAUAAGACGGAGGGCUGUUUGCAAACCAAGCUAUAGCUUACGGUACUCUGUUCCUGUUUUCAGCUCCUCUGUGCCAGCUGUCCCAACAUGAGCGGUAGAGGGAUGCUAUGCGGUGGGACCUCCGCCACCAGGCCCGCCACGGCUGAGAUCCAGGCCAUCGCCGACCAGGUGAAGUCCCAGCUGGAGGAGAAGGAAAACAAGAAGUACACUCUUUUCAAGGCUGUGGAGUACCAGAGCCAGAUGGUUGCGGGGGUCAACUACUUCAUCAAGGUUCAAGUUGAAGAUGAUGCCUUCGUACAUAUUCGAGUGUUUCAAAGUCUCCCCCAUGAAAAGAAGCCCUUGGCCUUGCACAACUACCAGACCAACAAGACCAGGCAGGACGAGCUGGCCUAUUUCUAGUUCUGGACUUUGGACUGAGCCCAUUGUCCACGUGGUCUUCUGUCCUCUUUGAUUACGUGUCUGUAGGCAUCAGUGACCGAUGUCUCUACACUGUGCCACUUCAUGGAGGGGCUGCUCCGCACCAAGCUGGUGUCUGUGCUUCUGGCUUUAAUAGUGUGAUUUUUCUCUCAAUCAGUGGUCUUCACUAAACUGCUUUCAAGGAGAGCUUAUGUCAGCUCUAAAUACAUAUAUUUUAAAGUCUUUGCAAAUUUCCUCCUUUGAUUUGGAUUUUUUUUCUUACAUCUGAAACCAUGAUCACCAUCUAGAAGUGUUCAGACCUGUCUACAACCUUUCACGCCCACCCACUGGCCUGAGCUGGCUGGAGACCCCCUCCACCUGAGGAGGAGAGCCCAGUGGGGUCUCUGCAGGUCACCGGCAGUGGGCGGCAGACCCAGGGUUCCGGGAGUCUGUUCCCACCUCAGCUCUGCACACCGUGGCCUGGACUCGCUGUCCCGUCUCCCGGGCGUGGUUUCCCCCAUGAAUAAAAGGAUUCUCGAGAA